Amoebophrya sp. A120 is the source of this 513-nucleotide messenger RNA. Lineage: Eukaryota; Dinophyceae; Syndiniales; Amoebophryaceae. The record is from the annotation of a GenBank genome assembly.
AUGACCACCAGCAGUACGCCAGAGGCAGCUUCGGAGGUCCACAUACAACUCGGACUUCGAGAACUUCCUCGCGGGCGGGCAGCGUAUCAACAGGGUAUCCCCUGUUCUCUUCGGUCGGCGCUUUCUUUGAUGCCGUGCUACUCAAAAUCCGCGGGAGCGGGAGGGCGGACGGGCAAACAAUCAAACUCUUCCAGAAGCGAAAAGGCAGCGCAGGUAAGGCAGUUUCAGGACUUUAUCUAACUGGCUCGCAUCGUUCAUGAAAAGCGAGAAUUCGCGCUAGCGAACUUGGUUCGUUCUACUUUGAUUUUGCUGCUGUUUCGAGCAUACGCUUUUUAUGAUGAUGCUUGAACUUAUCGUCAUCGCAUAUAUACUUCGGAUUCGCAGACUCGGUGCGCUCCUUCGGGGCAGGGGACUCCGGAACAUCAAGCGCAGACACCAGUAAGCAAAGUGACUCUUUCGACAUACCGCUGCCGCGUCUGCUGCGCGGAAACGGGCUUGACUGCGCGACGGUGA